AUGACGGCUUCCGAGCGCCCGCGUGGCCAGGAGCAUAUCCCGGACUACCCCAAGGCCUGGAUAUGGAUGCGCCUAUUCCAAAUCAUCACCAGCCUCGUCGUUCUCUUCCUCUCCAUCCACACCCUAGAAGAAUUCCACGUCCCGACCGGUCUCCAGGUCGUCAUGAUUGUCAUAUCUGCUUCCACCGUCGGCGUUGCUAUCCUGCUCAUCAUCGCCCAAUUCGCUUCGCCCCCAAUGUUCAGAUGGUGGACGCCUCUCAUCUCAGACUGCGCAGUCUUCGUUGCCUGGGCCGUCUCUGCUCCGCUCUUGAUUGAGCAGACGUCUGAUCUUGUGGCCAAGCGAGGCACCGUUCACGGGAGUGGCGAGAAUCCUGUUGGACACCGACAUGAUGGCUCGAACCCUAUCCCGACGAACCACGUCGAUACUCUUUAUGCUAUAGGCGCAAUGGGAUGUCUAGAGAUUGCUCUCUUCUUUUUGUCCUGGGUCGUUGACUCCAUCGUCAUUAACCGUCACCGCAAAGCUGGUCUCCCUUGCCAGCCACUCAAAAAAAGGGGUUCCUUUGCUGAGGGACCUCAAGCCAGAUCAAUGAAGGUUUCGCCCCCCACGAAGCCUCGAGCCAAGAAGCAACGUAAGGGCCUGGCCAAGGUAUUCGGCUUCGUAUCAGACGGUGGUGCGGGGGGAGGCGGAGGAAGAUACGAUGGUGGAGGAUGUGACGGCGGCGGCGGAGGUGGUGGUAGUGGUGGGUGUGACGGCGGCUGA
This is a messenger RNA of Trichoderma aggressivum f. europaeum, 759 nucleotides long. RefSeq lists its product as uncharacterized. The transcript is spliced from 3 exons. The record is from RefSeq and is a predicted model, not a curated record. Bases 1 to 759 code for a protein of 252 amino acids. Lineage: Eukaryota; Fungi; Ascomycota; Sordariomycetes; Hypocreales; Hypocreaceae.